Molecule: messenger RNA, 525 nt
Organism: Cajanus cajan (pigeon pea)
Lineage: Eukaryota; Viridiplantae; Streptophyta; Magnoliopsida; Fabales; Fabaceae
Product: Cytochrome c oxidase, subunit Vib family protein
Cellular component (GO): mitochondrion; respiratory chain complex IV
Source: RefSeq, a predicted model, not a curated record
UUAUUUAUUUAUUAAGUUGCGCUUUUAUUGCAUUUCAUUCGUUGAUCGAUUCUAACUCAUGGCGGAGAUUGAACUAAAAACAGCUCCUGCUGAUUUUCGUUUUCCUACAACAAAUCAAACCAGGCAUUGUUUCACUCGCUACAUUGAGUUUCAUAGAUGCUUGUCAGCAAAGGGUGAAAACUCAGGUGAAUGUGACAAAUUUGCUAAAUAUUACCGCUCCCUUUGCCCUGGUGAAUGGGUUGACAGAUGGAAUGAACAGAGGGAAAGUGGGACUUUUCCUGGACCUCUUUGAAAUCAUGUGUCGCUUGAAUAUCCUUCAAAGGCAUGAGAAGUCUUGAACAUUCUGUUGGGUUUUUUUUCUUCAGUUAUAUUUGGUUGAGUCAUUGUGAAUAAGGCAGUUUGUGGAUAUUCAUUACGUCAAAAUGGCGGGUGUCAUUUUGCUUUUGAAGUUGAUGUAAUUGUUCUGUGGUACUUUCUUCGUUCAAAGUAUUGAAUUUGAUAUUAAUCUGCAUACUCUAUUCCAUA